Neodiprion fabricii is the source of this 3332-nucleotide messenger RNA. Its product is annotated as dynein axonemal intermediate chain 7-like. NCBI's taxonomy places the organism in Eukaryota, Metazoa, Arthropoda, Insecta, Hymenoptera, Diprionidae. Gene Ontology annotation, molecular function: microtubule binding; beta-tubulin binding. Gene Ontology annotation, cellular component: axoneme. The transcript has 14 exons. The record is from RefSeq and is a predicted model, not a curated record. The coding region runs from base 221 to 2524 and encodes 767 amino acids.
GCUUGUGCAAGGUUCUUUAUGGAACCAGAGUUGCCUCGAAUGCAAGCCACGAGACUGCACUGUUUCGUUUAAACAAUACGAUUGCAUAUCCGUCCGUAUAUUAUCGAAUAGAUACGUUAUUCGAGACGUUUAAAAGACGGUUUAAAAACGUACGUGCAACUAUGGUUUGAAAAGUUUGAAUCAAAUCACGGUGCAAAGCGAAGUAUACAAGAUAAUCAAAAUGGAGAACGAUCUUCUGACCUCGAUUACUUUCAUCACUAACUACAUAGAUACCGAUAGAGAAAAAGCCAAACGGGAAGAAGAACGAUACAAGCUAAUCCGAGAACUUUACGAAGAGAUUCGUCAGGAAAAGCUGAAUUCCGUAAGAAAGGUAAAAGAGGAGGCGGAGGCGAUGAAGCUAAGAAAAGAACAGCUUCAAGUCACUUGGUACGUUCUCUACGAUAACAACAGAGCUUUCAUGGACUACCAGCUGAGUAACAAAGAUGUCGACUCUUGGGAUCAAUAUAUGAGAUGCGACGGGCUUCCUGAUCCUGGGAUCGUUUCGGAUCUCAACACUUACUUGUUCCUUUGGAGUCUCGAUGAUUACACAGCCAACGUUGAAACUGUGGCUAAAAAAUCGGAGGAAGUCAUUUACCUUUUGAACAAGCUCGAGAGUAUCAUACACUAUUCCGUUAUGAACCCUCGAGAAUACAUCGACGAGUGUAUAUCGAUCCGGCAGCAGUUUAGAGACAAGCUACAAAUGUGGCUAGACUUGGCGACCUAUCGUCUUUUGCGUCGUAUAGAACAGGGAAUGAUCAGGGAAGAUUUGCGAAAUGCAAGAUUCGUGAAAAAAUCAAAGCAGUUGAUUUGCUGCUUGUGGGCCCUGAUAAAACUGCCAAUCAGCAUCAAGCAAGUGACAGAAAGAGACAGAAAACCGGUCGAAGUUGUUUUUGACGAAAUCAAUUUAACUAUAAAAAUGCCCAUGGACGUUGAUUGUUAUUGCAUGGCAAUUCGUGGAAUGUGGGUUAAGUAUGACCACUAUUCCGAUCAAACUGCAUCGUUCAAUGAACCGGAAUUGCCAGAAAAGUAUCGAAGAACGCUAGAUCUGCUCAAUUACUGUCAAAUCGAACACGAAAUGAAGGCAAAGAUAAGAGAGGAGCAGGCCGAAGGUCGCCGGUUGCGUCUUGAAGAAAAGCGGCUGAUGGCGGAAAAACUGGCGAAUCCACCACCGACGGCGUCGCAAGCGGAACAAAAAAAAGCAAAAAGUCAAGCCGGGCAGUACGGCCGCGGUAAGAAGAACGAACCGGAACCAGAACCAGAACCAGAACCGUUGCCUUACUUGCCAACACCGGAUGAGAUAAUACUGGCGAAUGAAGGUGAAGUGAGAAAGGAAAUAAGGAGGCUGCUUUUUACCAGGUGCGAGAAGACGGAACUCAAUUUAAGAAAGUACGCUAUUCUAGGUGGCGCAAUUCACGUCGACUUGGUCUAUCAACCGGCUCAGCCCAAAGAUAUGCGAAGAGAUAUUCUAAUCACCGCGUUACAGAUUCCCAAAGAAUUAAAAUACGUUCCGUUUAUGAAACCUUACGACCCGCCACCGCCGGCUGCUCAAGAUGCUGAAAGACCACCGGAAGUGAUCGAGGCAGAAAUGAAGGCCUUGGAAGAAGCAAUGGAAGCUCUGGCGCUGGUCACUCUAAAGAUUCCGGAUACGGUGCUCUGGUUUGAACCACCUUUGGUAGCUCACUGGCUGCCGGAGAGAAAAAUCUGGUCGACCAAAGACGUCCAUGAUAUUAAAUAUAACGAGGAACAGCAGAUAAUUACUUUCAGAACUGGACGGCUGGGUGUUCACGGCCUCGCCGGCUACAGAUACAUUAAUCUACCCUUUCAAAGUUGGGAAAUGAAACCAGAGUCCGGGAAGGACAACGGCGGCGGCGUGAUCUUGUCGAUAACAGCAGCAAUCGUUCAAGUGGAGUUCAUUGUCAGAGAAGAUUUGGUAUGCCUGCGUUCGUUGGUUGGUGGAACGAGUUCCGCACUCCAGGAAAUCGUCGGUGAAUAUAUGAAGCUGCAUUUUCUAAUACAGAAAAUGCGAGCAGGCGGAUGCGAUCUUUUUCCCGAUCAGGACGCUAGGAGCUACAUGAAGGGGCUCUCUGGAAAACAUCCGGUUGUUGAAAAACACCUGCAAUCCUGCAUGGGUCUACUCUGCACCGCAUACCUAUUUGGAUGGUCCAGAUGGAAUGCUGGCUGCACCCCACGGGAAAUUGUCAUUCAGUUCAAAGAGAUUCACGGUUGUGUCGCGCAGCAAUCGAAUUCGACUCUCUUGGUUUCUCCACUGGAAACAUGUUUGGUCGACUGCACGGAGGUCAGUCCGGAAUUUAGUAACAAACGUUUACCAGACCAGGAAAAUCAGUUUCACGCAGAUUUGUAUCAUAUGGCGAUGCAUAACGCUGGGAUAAAAAGUCGAAUGCUGAUGAAAAGCGUAUCGUUCAAGCUUGCGACGAUUGUAACUCAGCUUCUCCAGAGAACAAGUGUUAUCAGUAUGUCGUCAUGAUACGUUUUUUCAUAACUUUUACUUUGCGAUUUUACGGUGAGUAUAACAAUGUAGAAAUGAUAAUCUACGGAUAACGGUUUCCUACAGAAACGAAACUCGAUACUCUUGUUAUUCAAAGGUUUCUAUAAAUACUAGUGAAAAGCAUACGUAGCCUGAAAAAAUAAAGAAUAUCUAUUUUUCAUUGUUAUAAACUUUUAAUAUGAAGUUAAAUUAUAUUCUAGUCACUGAAAUCUCACACAAUCAGUCAGGGAGUUCAAUUUAUUGACAUAUCAUAACAAAUGUUACUCUAAUCUUGGACAUAAGUGAAGUAGUUUUAAAAGUGUUUUAUUAUGCACUGUUAUGAAAUUAUAUGUAUUACAGAUUGUAAUAUGCUAGUAUUAUAUACUAAAAUAUUUAUCAUACGUUUUCGACAAAUAAAAAUAUAUACGUCGUUACUUAAUUUAUUGACGUGUACAGUUAUCAGGUACAUACAUUGUGCUGUAAUUUCAGCAGUUUAUCGUUACACGUGUUAACUGAAGCACCUCUGAAACUUGAAAUAGUGAUAAUACACUUAUAACGAUACAUAAAUAAUAUCGGACCUUGUUGGAACAGAAAUAAUAAUUGGAGUUAAUAAGAAUAUCAUAAAUUUGCGAUCUGAUACUAACAAUUCAGACUUAUUCCGAGUAACAAUUUAUUUUUACAUUAAUUAAAUCAAGGUGCGCGUACAGAAAUACGGAACAAUGAACUUUUCCUCCUUCAAUCCUUGUUAAAUUGAAUGAACGCAACUAAAAGAGUUACCCGAAAAGUAGGUAAUAACUGAGAGCCCAAA